AACGCAGUGGCCCACUUUCCUAAUUAGAGAUCUUGGUUUCCUAACUUUCGUGGCUAUGUCCCUUAAUAAUUUAUAAUCUAAUAUUAUUAUAUUUUCCUACGCCAUUUAGAGAUUUUGCCCCAUUCCUGGAGUGCAAGGGGGUAAUGUGAUAGUCUAUCUAUAUGUAGCUCCUUUUUUUCUCAUAUGCUGUUGCGAAAUCUUUCCAAGCCUAGGUAGCUCCUAUUUGUUUUUCCGCUACCUAGUUGAAGAUCGAUCGAGAUGGGGUGUUUUCUUGAACUGUUAUUGCGUUGCUUCGGGGGUUGCUUUGGGAUCCAACAUCAUGACCGGAGGCGGAGCCCUAAGGCCUCUAUGAAUGCAAAGGUAAAGGCUUUGGAGCCACGGAAGAAGAAGGAAAUCGCAAAGCUCCUUGGUCGUCCUGAUCUCAUUCACAUCGGGACCAAUCUUUACGAAGAUGUAAUAUUAGACUGUGAUAUUGUCAUGAACCCUGACCUCAUUGAAGUGGAAUGUGACUCUCACCUUGAUGCUGUGAAAAAGCAAGCCUUGUUUGACCAAGUGAUUCUUCCACUACGGAGGCCUGAGCUGUUCUCCCACGGCGGCAAGCUCCUCGGUGGUCCACAGAAAGGAGUCUUGCUCCAUGGACCACCGCCGAGUAAUACUGGCAAAGCAACAUUGCUUGCUACAGCCAAAUUUAUAGCGAAAGAGUCUGGAGCCGUCUUCAUCAAUGCAAGGAAGAUAGCGAAUGUGAUCAUGAGCAAUCGGUUCAGCGAUUGUGAUUCUGCAGAGAAACGGCAACUCAUUGCUGCUGUGUUUAGCCUAGCUUAUAAACUCCAGCCUGCUGUCAUAUUUAUUAAUGACAUGGAUAGUUUCUUGGGGCAACUCUCCCAAACCAACAUGAAAACUGAGUUCACGGACUUAUGGGAUUGCUUUUUUACAGACCACAAGCAUGAGCAUGCUCAAGUACUGGUUCUAGCCACCACUAGUAAAUGUAAUCGUGCAUCACCGGAGCUUGACGAAGCAAUACAAUGGCGCCUUCCUCGGGUCUUGGAGAUUCGGAUGCCCCGGAGGAAGGAGAGGGCAGAGAUACUAAAGUUGAUUUUGAAGGGCGAGAGAGUUGAACACAAUAUUGAUUAUGACCACGUAGCUGCAUUGACUGAGGGUUACGCAGUUUCAGAUCUUUUCCAACUUUGCAAGAAAGCAGCUUACGUUCCUAUCAGAGAUCAUCUACUGUAUGAAGAAAAGAGUGGAAUUAAACAAUCGUCUCCGCCAAGGCCAAUGUCACAGUUGGAUUUAGAGAACGUACGUGGUGAUUGUACAACUUAUUCCAUACUUGAACAAGUUGUUACAGCAAAUGACGACUAUAUCAGCAUUACUGGAUCAAACUCACAAUGAGAAUCACCAUCAACAGCUGAAACGGAUAGUGAGCUCUUUAGCCUUUAGUUAUAGAGGUAAAGAUGACAGUAAUGUGAUGGAGAAGAGAGACAGAGAAGCAGGAAAUACCAUACUUGUAAACGAUAUAUCAAGAGUGCGCAGCGGCACCAAAAAAAGGAAGCAAAAGGUGGAUUCACCGGGACAUGCACCAAUUGACAAUUAACGAAUGGAGAGACACAAUAUCAUAUAGGCAUAGAAAGUAGUUAGAGAUCGAACGAUUUAAGGCUUCAAGACACAAUGUAACAUUAUGUCUGUGAAUGCUCAUCAUUAGUUAUACGUGUGUGUAUAUAUAUACACCUUUCGUGUUGUUUAACGUACUUGAGGAUUUACUGAGCAAUUAACGUAUUUUACUCUGGUGAAGCAACA
Rosa rugosa (rugosa rose) is the source of this 1794-nucleotide messenger RNA. RefSeq lists its product as uncharacterized. NCBI's taxonomy places the organism in Eukaryota, Viridiplantae, Streptophyta, Magnoliopsida, Rosales, Rosaceae. Bases 259 to 1389 code for a protein of 376 amino acids. Gene Ontology annotation, molecular function: ATP hydrolysis activity; ATP binding. The transcript has a single exon. The record is from RefSeq and is a predicted model, not a curated record. Gene Ontology annotation, cellular component: mitochondrial outer membrane.